Messenger RNA from Chiloscyllium plagiosum (whitespotted bambooshark), 1823 nucleotides. The record is from RefSeq and is a predicted model, not a curated record. Lineage: Eukaryota; Metazoa; Chordata; Chondrichthyes; Orectolobiformes; Hemiscylliidae.
CGUCGGUCAACGUUCCCACGGGUGGCCGAACUCCGAUCUAAACAGUCAGUGGUCUCUGGCACUGGGACAUCAGUAUUCGUCUCUUGGCUCGCAGCCCAUCCUGUGUGGUAGUAUCCCUGGACUCGUCCCAAAGCAACUUCGCUUCUGCAGGAACUACAUCGAGAUCAUGCCCAGUGUAGCCGAGGGGGUCAAGAUCGGAAUCCAGGAAUGUCAGCAUCAGUUCAGGGGUAGGAGAUGGAACUGCACCACGGUCAAUGACAACCUGGCUAUCUUUGGGCCAGUAUUAGAUAAAGCCACCCGGGAAUCUGCCUUUGUCCAUGCCAUUGCCUCAGCUGGAGUGGCAUUUGCUGUGACACGCUCCUGCGCUGAGGGCUCCAACACUAUCUGUGGCUGUGACUCACACCACAAGGGCCCACCAGGCGAAGGCUGGAAGUGGGGAGGCUGCAGUGAGGAUGCUGAGUUUGGAGUACUGGUCUCCAGGGAGUUUGCUGAUGCCCGAGAGAACAGGCCAGAUGCUAGGUCUGCUAUGAACAGGCACAACAAUGAGGCUGGACGGACGUCAAUACUGGAUCACAUGCAUCUGAAAUGUAAGUGUCACGGUUUGUCCGGGAGCUGUGAAGUGAAGACCUGUUGGUGGGCGCAGCCAGAUUUCCGGGUCAUUGGGGACUAUCUGAAAGACAAAUAUGACAGUGCCUCUGAGAUGGUGGUGGAGAAGCACAGAGAGUCCCGGGGUUGGGUGGAGACCCUUCGUGCAAAAUACGAGCUUUUUAAGCCCCCAACUGAGCGAGACCUUGUCUACUAUGAAAACUCGCCAAACUUUUGCGAGCCGAACGCUGAGACAGGAUCCUUUGGGACCAGGGACAGGAUCUGCAAUGUCACCUCUCAUGGGAUCGAUGGCUGUGACUUGCUCUGCUGUGGCCGUGGACAUAACACCAGGACGGAGAAACGCAAGGAAAAAUGUCACUGCAUAUUCCACUGGUGCUGCUAUGUCAGUUGCCAGGAAUGCAUUCGAGUGUACGAUGUACACACGUGCAAAUAACAGGACAGACAAACACAUGUAAGGUCACACAAUAUGGAACCUUCCAGUUAUUGUUGGGUCAAAACAAAAAUGGCGCACUUUACUGUGCAUGUACAUGGCAGAAAUGAAUUCUGGGAAAUGUAGUCUUUUCACCAAUUUAUUCAAUUUCUCGUUGGAGCUUCAAACAAAAAUCUUAGUCUGAACCAAAAAGCACACCAGAUUAAAAAAGACAUUGCAAAGUUCAUCAUUUGAUCUAAAAAUGCUACAUUGGGAUGAUUUACUCUCAACUUGAAAUUGCAGAUUUUCAUUUAUAGUGAUUGGUGAAAACAUUAGCAAACAAAUUUCCUAAAAUCCCAAGUUUUCCAUUGCCACAACUUUAUUUUAGUUUCCUACUGUUGCCAAUGUUGUUGGGGUCAAUCAGAAUGACAACCUGCUCAGUAGAUGGUGAGGGAAUGGAAAAAUUCUCCAGCACUAUCAAUAUUUAGCUGGAUCCCCAAUUGCAAUUGGGUUAUCUUUGUCACUUCUGGGAUGGGAUGCCUAACAAAUGCAAAUCCCAUUAGAAUUUGAUCUUCUAUCCAUGGUUUCAGACUUGCCACUGGGUCAGAGGUGAAAGAAAGGAAGGUACCAGUAUAGUGUUUAUAAAUGACAUAUACAUUGACGUAAAUUUAUACAGAGUUAACAUCAGAAGUAUCAAUAGGAUUUUCUGGAAGCUCUAGAGAGAGGGGCCCAUAAAGGACAUGGAUUGCUAGACAUUUCUACAGCAAUGACAGUUGAAGAAAGUUUUUUUAAAAAAAAGUUUGGAAAA